Molecule: messenger RNA, 914 nt
Organism: Podarcis muralis (Common wall lizard)
Lineage: Eukaryota; Metazoa; Chordata; Lepidosauria; Squamata; Lacertidae
Source: RefSeq, a predicted model, not a curated record
CCUGCCCUGCCAAACUUGGGCAGUCUUACGUUUUGCAUUUUGAAGGGAAAUGGGGCAUCGCCAAACAAGGCUCGCUUCUUAUUCCUUAUCUGUUUAUUUGCUUCUCAGGCCGCCUUCAUCCUCCAUUCUUCUCUGUGUCCCCGAAGCUUGACAUCUACAGCAGUGGGGAGAUUGUGAACUUCACAUGCUCUGCUCCUGAAAACAUUCUCAUGUCGAGGGUUUUCUUUGGGAAGGACCGAUGGCUGUUGCAUGUCUACAGGCCCCCUUCUCCUCUGGCCUCCUUUACGUACACGAGGCGCUUGUCUCCUCAAGACAGCGGGGAGCAUCUUUGCACGUACCGAGCUGCAGAAUCGAGCUGGAACAUCUCAUCCCUAGAAAGCAGAAGGAUCAGGAUUUCGGUGAUGGCUCCUCCUCCUGCCCCGGUGCUGACAGUGGAUCCUCCGUCUGGAGUGGUGAAGGAAGGGGGAUUCCUGCGCCUCACUUGCUCGGCCUUUGGCAGCGACGCAGAGCAAAGGUUUCAUUUCUACAGGGAUGGGGUGAAGAUUUCCUCCAGCAGUGAAGAGUCUCUGGCGGACUCCGGAGAACCCAGGAAUGCCUUCUCGAACGCCUCUGCAAACAUCCUGGUCCAAGUCACAGCCAGCAUCCACACUGGGGGAUUUGCUUGCAGGUAUGAGCAGAAACUGAGCAGCCGAUGGAUCAUGUCUCCCUGGAGCCAAACAGUGAAUCUCACAGGUGAGCCAUGCCCCAAUAUUUCACAAAUAUUAAUUCAUAACAAACCAAAUUACAUACCCAUAAUUAGAGAUUUCUCCAAAUUUCUGGAAUUUCCACCUUCCCCUCCAUGGGUCCUAUCGCUAGCAGCAUCCAUGUGGCUGUUGUCGCAUACAUAUAAUGUCUUUUCUGUUCCUUUGGUAUAG